AUGGCUUCCAACGGUGGUGUUGCAGGCAAAAUCCACGAAGGCGUCUUUGCGAUCAACAAACCCACCGGCAUCAGCUCCGCAGAAGUUAUUCGUGUCGUUCAGUCCCACCUCAAACCAUCCGCCCUCUUUCAACCAUGGCUAGCGCGUGAGCAAGCACGCAAAGAUGGCGAAUCACACAAUCAGAAGCGCAAGCGGAAGAGUUGGAAACAACGACAGCCCUUGCAGGUCAAAAUGGGGCAUGGAGGAACGCUUGAUCCGGAGGCAUCUGGCGUGUUGAUUCUGGGAGUGGGAAGCGGCACGAGAUCACUCUCAACAUUCCUCUCCUGCACGAAAAACUACCAUGCCGUCCUUCUCUUCGGUGUUGCCAGCGAUACUUACGAUGCUGUGGGAAAGCGCGUGGCUGAGAAGCCGUACGACCACAUCACCAAAGACGCUGUUGAAGAAGCAUUGUCUAAAUUCAGGGGCAAGAUCAUGCAACGGCCACCCAUCUUCAGUGCGUUGAGAGUGCAGGGCAAGCGACUAUACGAGUACGCUAGAGAAGGGAUCGAAGUGCCAGUGGAAAUUCAGGAGAGGCCGGUGGAAGUGUUGAGUCUGGAAAUGGCGGAGUGGUUGCCAGGCGGGACACAUGACUAUCACUGGCCCACGGAAGAGGCUGAAGCACAGGAGAAAGCUGUGGCGCAGAAUAUGCUCAAUGUGAAAGACGGAGACGCUUCAUCCGGCGCGACAUCAACUGGUGCGAAGCGGAAGCGAGAUGCAGAUGGCGAGGACCGUGGCACCGACGACGAAGAUUCAGCAUUGUCGAAGCGAUCUAAAACAUCCCCGGCGCAAUCAAACGCCCUUGAAGACCGAAUACCAGCAGGCACGAAUGCCGGUGCACCAUCAGAUAAUGGAGACUCCCAAAGACAACCUCAAGGCAAUCCACGUUGUCCAGCACUUGCGGUCCGAUUGAGAAUGGAGGUCACUUCAGGCUUCUAUGUUCGCAGUCUUUGCCACGAUCUUGGGGCCGCCGUCGGAUCCCUCGGUCUCAUGGCGAGCCUCGUCCGUACGCGGCAGGGAGAUUUCAAAAUUGGCGAAAACGUUUUGGAGUACGACGAACUGGCAAAGGGUGAGGAUGUCUGGGCUCCGAGGAUCGCAAAGAUGCUGGAUGAUUGGAAGACGACUCACGGCGGCAAUGAUUCCGAGGUCGAGAACGACUCAUCUCGAAGGAUGGGAAGCCGUCGAAAUGACCGCUCCCGCGUGCCUAGACCGAAGAUCGAAGAGGCACAGACGCGGCGCAGGAAUAGUAGCAGCGAGGAAGAUUAG
Messenger RNA from Neohortaea acidophila, 1302 nucleotides. Its product is annotated as pseudouridine synthase. Gene Ontology annotation, biological process: tRNA modification; mRNA pseudouridine synthesis. The transcript has 2 exons. Gene Ontology annotation, molecular function: RNA binding; pseudouridine synthase activity. The record is from RefSeq and is a predicted model, not a curated record. Bases 1 to 1302 code for a protein of 433 amino acids. Lineage: Eukaryota; Fungi; Ascomycota; Dothideomycetes; Mycosphaerellales; Teratosphaeriaceae. Gene Ontology annotation, cellular component: mitochondrion.